Molecule: messenger RNA, 3784 nt
Organism: Closterium sp. NIES-67
Lineage: Eukaryota; Viridiplantae; Streptophyta; Zygnematophyceae; Desmidiales; Closteriaceae
Source: the annotation of a GenBank genome assembly
CUGCAACAAGGAUUUCUGCUGCUCGGAGCAACGGCCUAGAUUUCUCCACAGACACGCAACGAUCAUAUCUUUCUCGAGAAGUCAGUAGUUUUUCUGGUUCAAUGCUCGAGUAUUCCUGGAUUCGCGAGGCAUCUCUAGUCUGUGUUUCCAUCCGUUGCGUGCUUUUCACGGUUUCUGAUGUAUGAAAUUAGGGUUAUCGUCUUGCGUCCUUGAUAGGCCGCCUAAGUUGAAAUGCAACGAUCUUAUAGUUUCCAUCGCCAAAUCUGUCCUCGACAUUCCUUUUAACAGUAUAGUUAUUUUUAUAACGCGGAAAUAACCAGCAAUCAUUGCCUCCAGAUGGCGCAUCGAGCUUCCUCCGCCUCCUCCGGAGCGGGAGAGCCACGAGUAUGGGCCCCCAGGCGAAGCCAGCGAGUGGAUCAACGGCCAGGAUUCGCAUCAGCCGCCGCCGCCGCCGCUACGCCCUCUGCUGCCGGCCGGAGUUCCAACGUGCGGCCCGUGCGGCCAGCCGGAUCCCCCGCCGCAGCUCCCGCUGAGGGGCACAGCGUCACGAGCCGCACCCCGGCGCAACACCGCCGCUCGCUAGCAGAGAUCGCGGCCGCGUCGUCCUGCGGCAGCCGGCCCGCGCCUGGCGGCGGGAUGACGGCGGUGGUCGGGGAGGCGAGUCUCACUGCGCAAGUCGCGGACAACCUCGCGCUGCCGCCGCACGGCGUCGCGUCCGCCGCGUCCUCCUUAAACGGCGGGGAUGGUGGCGGGAGUGCCGUUGGCGCAGGCAGGGCAGGGGGAGGGGGAGUGGGAGGGGAAGCGGGCAGCGCAUGGGGUGUACAGUACCACGCGGGGCCCAGCAGAGCGGCGGCUGAUUGGCCGGCUAUCGCUACCGCGUCGCACGAGUUUGUAGAGGGCGCUGCGGCUUCCGAGUCGUCGGAGGUUCCUGUAGCGAGGGAUAUGGAGUCCGGGAAAGAGGGAGGCGAUCCCCAUUGGGUGGAAGGCCACCGGCACCAGCAGCAGCAGCAGCAGCAGCAGCUGCUCGAGCAGCAGCACCGGCAUCAGCAGCAAGUAAUGGAAGAGCAGCAGCCGCCGCCGCCGCCGCCACAUCAACAGCUUGCGCGGCAACACCGGCAGCAGCAGGAGCAGCAGGAGCAGGAGCAGCAACAACAACAGCUGCUGCUGCAACAGCAGCAGCAUCAGCAAUCGCUACAUCUGCACCAGCAGCAGCGGCAACAGCGGCAGCAGCAGAACAUAGGCGCACGUCAAUCCAACGCAGACGAUCAUCUUCAUCCGUCGCAGCCGCGGUCGCAGUCGCAGUCGCAGCAGCAGCGGCAGCAUGUCGCCAUGGCGGACGACCAAGACUCUGUAGAUAGCCACGAGGAGAGCUUUGCGCAGGUCGCUCCGCCUGUUGCGCGCGAACAGGUCUCACAGUCCAACUCAGUCGUAGACGGCAGGCGCGGCGGGGGCUGGGGCGCGGGGGGCCGCGGAGUCGAGUUCCGCGGGCACGUGCAGACGCGCUCGGCGCGCAGUGGCCGCGGCCGCGGAAGCGUAGGGAGAGAAGGCGGGGUUGCCAUCAGCGGCGUUGGCGUGGUGAGGGGAGUCGGCGCAGGGCCUGGCGGAGCGGGGGUAUGGGCAGUCGCGGAGGGAGACGGGAGCCGCGCGGGGUACUGGGCUGGGCCGCAUGGGGAAGGGGGAGGGGGGUUGGGGGAACGGGGCCCGGGGAUAUCUUCCGCCAUGGGCGUCCCCGCGCCUGCUGCCCCCGUGCUGAGCCAAGGAUCGUCGCUGGGGAGCGGGCAUGACGCGGGCGCAGGCGCGGGCGCGCAUAAGAGGCAGCGAGGGAGGCGGUCCGCGCCUGCGCCCGCCAUGGCGGAAGUGCACAUGGCCGCGGAUGCGGGCGGGCGGGUUGGAGAUUCUGACGAGGUCUCGAUCGGCAGUAUGAACGCCUGCAGCAGCGGCGCUAGAAGCGCGGGAGGCGGAGGGGCAAGAAGCGGGGGGGGAAGGGGGAGGGGGCAGGAGGAUCGGGAGAUCGACGCCUUGGGGCGGUGCAUGACCAAGAUCCUGCGGCAUCAGGCGAGCCAGCUGGGCAUACACGUGGCGCCAGAUGGCUUCGUGCUAGUGGUAGAUCUCCUGCGGCUGCCUGUGAACACCAACGCCCACCGGCCCCUCGCAUCGCACACGCUGGAGGACGUGCGCAAGGCUGUAGCGCGGGACAACAAGCAGCGGUUCACGCUCAAAGAAGGGCCGGACGGCGAGGCGUAUGUGCGGGCGAACCAGGGCCACUCGCUGCACGUGGACGAGGAGCAGCUGCUGCAGAGAGUGACCAACCCCGCAGUGCUUCCAGAGUGUGUGCACGGCACGUACGAGCGCCACCUGCCAUCCAUACUGGCGUCUGGCCUGAGCCGCAUGAACCGGCAGCAUGUGCACCUCACCAAGGGCGUUCCCUCGCACCACAAUGCUGUUGUCAGCGGGUUCCGUGCGAAUGCCGAGGUACUUGUGGUGGUAGACGUGGCUCGAGCCAUGGCAGACGGCAUGUCGUUCUUUCAGUCUGACAACGGCGUGAUCCUCUCCUCCGGCUUCGACGGCUGCAUCCCUCCCAAGUACUUCUCAUCCAUCCUCAAAUGGCCCUCGCUCCUCUCCCACCCACUCUCCCCUCUUUCUCCUCCGCCUUUCCCCACACCCGUCCCGCCCGCCACCUCUGCUGCUGCUUGUGUGGGUGAGGCAGUCGGCCCGUUUAUAGACUCAAUCCAGGGGGGUCUGGGAGUUUUCACGCCUGUCCCUCCCGCUACAUCCGCUGCUGCAUGUGUGGGGGAAGCAGUUGGGCCGUUUCUAGACCUCAACCAGGGGGGGUUGGGAGUGAACACACGUGUUCCCCCGGCUGCUUCGGCCGCGGUGUGUGUUGGGGAAGCGAGUGUGAGGAGCGAUGGGGGCGGCAUGGGGGACGAGGGAGGGGCUGGGACGGCGGAAUCUGGGAGAGGGGAGGUGGGAGGGUCGAAUGAAGAUGAGGAGAUGGUGGGAUGAGAUGGUGGGAUGAGAUGGUGGGAUGAGAUGGUGGGAUGAGAUGGUGGGAUGAGAUGGUGGGAUGAGAUGGUGGGAUGAGGAGAUGGUGAGAUGAGGCGAUGGUGGGAUGAGGAGAUGGUGAGAUGAGGCGAUGGUGGGAUGAGGAGAUGGUGAGAUGAGGCGAUGGUGGGAUGAGGAGAUGGUGAGAUGAGGCGAUGGUGGGAUGAGGAGAUGGUGAGAUGAGGCGAUGGUGGGAUGAGGAGAUGGUGAGAUGAGGCGAUGGUGGGAUGAGGAGAUGGUGAGAUGAGGCGAUGGUGGGAUGAGGAGAUGGUGAGAUGAGGCGAUGGUGGGAUGAGGAGAUGGUGAGAUGAGGCGAUGGUGGGAUGAGAUGGUGGGAUGAGGCGAUGUUUGGGACAGACAAGGGGAUGGUGGUGUUACUAGCACAGCCCAGCUUGACUACAUCCCGCUCGGGACGGGUCGGGAAGGGAAGGAAGUGGUGGUGGUGCAGCACGGUGAGGGACGGAGCACUUCUGAGUCGGACGCAACACUCUCAAGUGUUGGUGUAGUGAGUGAUGGAUGGGGUUGGUCUAACAGGUGCAAAAGGUAUGUAGCAUAGGUAGAGGUCUGCUUAGCUUGAUCUCGAACAAAUGGACACCCCUCAAAUUUUACUAAAGUCGCUGAUACGAACAUUUGCAUUUGUUGCCCUUUUCACCAUCUUAUUGUUGCAACAAGGCCGCUGCGGACAUGUCAGGUGUAAAGCAGGUUUUUUUGUUCUCAUUCCUAACAAAUGGCCUAAACAGAA